GCGCCCUUGAUAGGAAAGAAAAGAUCCUGAGCCGGGCGAUGCGCGCAGUACCGGCGCCUGCCGCCAGGGGGCAGUCGGCGCCCAGCGCCCCUCCCGUGAAGUCCUGCGAGGGAGUUUGCGCCCGGCAGCGCCAGGCCCCGGGCGCCACACAGGGGAGGUUUCCUAAUGUGCUUUAAUGGGCGCCUCCUGGUUGAACAUCAGGUCUUUGGUCCUGGAUGGAGGCAGAGCGGCCCCCGGCGGGACGGCCAAGACCCCAGGGUGCAGACGAGAGCGUGGCCGGGGAGGCCUUCGGGCGCCCACCCUGCGCCCUCGCCCCCAGGGGGCGCCUGCCCGCGCCCGGGGCGGGAGGAAGCAGAGGGGGCGCCACGGUGCGGAGGAGGUGGCGGCGGAGGUGGCCAUGGGCGCGCGAGGCCGGACGCUGCUGCUGGCGCUGGCGCUGCUGUUGGCGAGCGUGGGGCCCAAGCAGCCUGAGCCGCCGGAAGCGAACCUGUUGUCAGGGCCGUGUGGCCACCAGACCAUCCCCACGCGCAUAGUGGGCGGAGAAGACGCGGUGCUGGGUCGCUGGCCCUGGCAAGGGAGCCUGCGCCUGUGGGGCACGCACAUCUGUGGAGCGAGCCUGCUCAGCCGCCGCUGGGCGCUCACCGCGGCCCACUGCUUUCAGUCGUCCAACGAUGCCUUCGAGUUCACAGUCCAGUUUGGCGAGCUGUCUGCCAGGCCGUCCUUCUGGAACCUGCAGGCCUACUACAACCGUUACGGGGUGGACAGCAUCUUCCUGAGCCCUGGCUUCAAGGGCGAGUCCCCCUAUGACAUCGCCUUGCUGAAGCUGUCUAGUUCCGUGGGCUAUACCGACAACAUCCAGCCCGUCUGCCUGCUGCCCUCCUCGGCGCAGUUCGUGAACCGGACCGACUGCUGGGUGACCGGCUGGGGCGAUGUGGAAGAGGAAGAGAUCCUGCCGUAUCCCUACACCCUCCAGGAAGUGCAGGUCGCCAUCAUCAACACCUCCAUGUGUAAUCACCUGUACCAGAGGACUGACUUCCGCUGGACCAUCUGGGGAGACAUGGUCUGCGCUGGCGAUCCCCAAGGGGGCAAGGACGCCUGUUUUGGUGACUCGGGCGGACCCCUGGUGUGUGACACGGACGGCCUGUGGUAUCAGAUUGGAGUUGUGAGCUGGGGAAUAGGCUGUGGUCGGCCCAACCGGCCCGGCGUCUACACCAACGUCACUCCCCACUUCCACUGGAUCCAGCACGUGAUGAACCAAAACCACACGCCCAGGCCCGGCCACUGCUCCUCGCUGCUGCUCCUGGCCCUGCUGUGUGCUCUGGGAAUCCAGUAGCCCAUGGGACCCUGGGCCAGCUGUGGAGUCAGGAGCUCCCCCACCCAUCCCAUUUCCUAAUAAAUGCCUUAAGUCAGGGCCUGGCAAAGCA
This is a messenger RNA of Oryctolagus cuniculus (rabbit), 1424 nucleotides long. RefSeq names its product testisin. Gene Ontology annotation, biological process: proteolysis. The record is from RefSeq and is a predicted model, not a curated record. Gene Ontology annotation, molecular function: serine-type endopeptidase activity. Lineage: Eukaryota; Metazoa; Chordata; Mammalia; Lagomorpha; Leporidae.